GUGGUUGGCGCGAACCCGACCCGAAAUACGUCGACGUGGCCCAAUUUUAAACGGGUCAUUUACUAUACUUCUUCAACGGAGAAAUCGAAUUCUGAGUCAUAACGGCGACAAUGGAGGCUUAUGCUUCUUCAUCACUGUGUCGAGUUCGGUCUCUGUGGAACGUUGGAUCAGGACCAAGUCAGGUAAAAUCUACGGCUAGUUUCGUAUCUCCGGGAAGAAGAAGAAGAAGCCACGGCUUGAUGAUAAGUAAUCGACGGCUCAGAACGACGUCGUCGGCUCUAAGUGAACUCGCUGAGACGGUGGCGGAGACAGGCAAAUCGGAGAUUACGUGGCAGAUUAUAGUUGGAACUAUUGCUGGAGUCAUACCAUUCGUUGUUGCAGGUGUCGAAUUCAGCAAAAGAAUAAUUGCACAGAAGAAAUGUGAAGAAUGUGGAGGAACAGGACUUGUUUUUAAAAACAAAAAAUAUUUUCGUUGUCCUGAGUGUGGUGGGUUUCUUCCAUGGCAGUCAUGGAGAAGAUUCUUUACAGGCUGAUGAUGAUCUCUGUAAUAUUAUAAUCUGAAAGCAAUAGGUGAAAAAAGGGAGGAGAUUCUCUUGAAUACGUAUAAUGAUUUGUGUAUUUUACAACACAUUUUGAAAUUCAAGAAAAAAACAAACAAAUAUGUUGGGAGAUUAA
Capsella rubella is the source of this 675-nucleotide messenger RNA. RefSeq lists its product as uncharacterized. Bases 111 to 533 code for a protein of 140 amino acids. NCBI's taxonomy places the organism in Eukaryota, Viridiplantae, Streptophyta, Magnoliopsida, Brassicales, Brassicaceae. The transcript has 4 exons. The record is from RefSeq and is a predicted model, not a curated record.